This is a messenger RNA of Lindgomyces ingoldianus, 1731 nucleotides long. RefSeq names its product alpha/beta-hydrolase. NCBI's taxonomy places the organism in Eukaryota, Fungi, Ascomycota, Dothideomycetes, Pleosporales, Lindgomycetaceae. The coding region runs from base 107 to 1606 and encodes 499 amino acids. The transcript has 4 exons. The record is from RefSeq and is a predicted model, not a curated record.
CGCGUCUUCACUCAGAAAGAUCAAACCACCAUGUAAAGUGGAAAAAUCCGUCUUCUGGUUUGGCCAUAUUGAAAAAAAAUCCCCCAUUUUGUCCAACAACAAAGCAAUGAUAGGAACUUCCAUCUUCGACUACGUUUUCAUUCGGUCCUGCAUAUUUUUCCUGCACUGGAUCGCUCCCCUUAGUGUUUUCUGCUGUUUAAUAUCUCUCGUCUACACUCCCCCGUUCCAUGUCCCUCUGAGCUUGCAGGUUGCGGCCGCCCUCGAGACAGCGUUUUACUUUCUCGUGUACCACCCUCGCAAGAUCUACCUGCAGAGAUCCGCGACACAUCCAACGACUAUCAGCCGCGAUGAGCGCCGUGCGCUCUUCCAGCGUUGUCUCGAGAAUACUCCGGACCCGGAGCGUUUCCUCACUAAAUGGUUCGUGGAUGCCCCUGCAUCGGAGAUCAAACGGGAGAACCUCAAAGAUUUCUUUCGUUGGGCCUAUUUGAAUACUGGGGAGCCUGACAUUGAAGAAAAUGAAGAGCUGGAGGAGUAUGUUAGAAGAAUGGAGGAACUAUUAGGGAGGAAAUUGGAACCUGGGAGGGGGAAGGCAGAGUGCUUCAGGCUUACUCUUAACAAGGUUGAUAUGUUACAUCGGAGUUUAACAUGGUACUUGGUAAGCUCUUGCGGGAAGAAUUGUGCGUGUGUGUUCGUCGUCGACACCCUGGCAUCUGCAUACAUGCUCUACCAUUCCUUCAACUUCUACCCUACUUCUCUCCAUCGGUUUCUCUCUGUUUUCCCAUUCCGGCCCCUUGGACUUCUCAGCUCUCACCGCUCUCCUGCGAAAACAAUUGCCUACUGGCACCGUCCACACACCUCCAAAACCAGACUUCCCGUCCUGUUCAUACAUGGUAUCGGCAUUGGACUUUAUCCAUACGUAAAUCUAUUAGCCGAACUGAAUUCAGAAGAUGACACAGAUGGAGACUUGGGCAUCAUCGCCGUGGAAAUCAUGUCAGUGAGCUUUAGGAUCACGGAUGAAGCGCUGAAGAAGGAAGAGAUGUGCCAGGAGAUCGAUUGCAUAUUAAAGGCGCAUGGGUGGGAAAAGUUUGUGCUGGUGUCGCAUUCCUAUGGAAGUGUAAUCGCUACUCAUCUCCUGAACACGCCAAAAAUCGCGCAGAGGAUAGAUUCACUCGUAUUUAUUGACCCGGUGACUUUCUUACUACAUCUCCCAGAUGUAGCAUACAACUUUACGUGCCGUAAACCAAACCGCGCCAAUGAGUACCAGCUGCAUUACUUCGCAUCCAAAGAUAUGGGCGUCUCGCACACCCUCUUUCGGCGCUUCUUCUGGAGUGAGAAUAUAUUGUGGAAGGAAGAUAUUCAAAAUCAUCGUGUGACUGUGGUGUUGGGGGGCAAGGAUCUGAUCGUGAACACCGAAGCUGUGAGAGCGUAUCUUGCCAGCAACGGGAGUGCGAGCCCCGAAAAAGGAACCUGGAAAGAGGGGCAUUGGAAAGGAGACAAAUUAGACGUGUUGUGGUUUUCUGAGUUGGAUCAUGCCCAGGUUUUUGAUAAGAGGAGCACGAGGGCGACGUUAGUGGAUAUUGUUAGGGCUUAUUGUGAUACUGAAUAGCUAGUGAUGGCUACCAAGGGUAUGGUUAUAGAUUGUAAUAUUAGAUAGGCUAGGAUGCCUGAUGGAUUAAUGCCUCUUCAAGUAUAUUUAGGUAGCUGCAGCACUUCGCUUAGGCGCCUCACCAC